UGUAGCUGGCGAGGUGCAUUCUGGGAAAUGUAGUCCCUUCCGCGGGAAAAAAAAAAAAAAAAAAAAAACAACACUCGGCCAUGUAGCUAGCUAGCAACACCUUACAACAGAGAGACAGGUAGACAGAGAGACAGACAGGUAGAGAGAGAGACAGGCAGGCAGACAGACAGGUAGAGAGAGCUUAUGUCGUAGUUAGCGGUUGGUGUUAGAGCGGUUGUUCGGAGGGACUCUGGCGGUGUUUCGGAGCUCGAUGGCGGGAUGUAACUGAUCAGCGGACCGGGAGAGGCACCGGGACUCGGCCGGUCGUUUAACUGAACUUAACGUUAGUUGUUAAAAGUCGGUUUUUGAGGGAACAGUAACUGGUUAGCUUCACGAGGCUACCACCAGGGAUGGCGGGGGAGAGGAGCGGAGAGGACAUAGUUUCAGAAUACCUGGGCCAGAACCCGCAGCUGGCCCACUGGGUCGAGAGUCUGAGGGGCUACUGUGAGACCAACAAACAGUGGGUUGCUCGGAGAGAGUUCAUCCUGAGGAACAUGGAGGCGUUCCCCACAGUGGAUCCAGGAGUCCCCAGCAGCAGCCUGGACAGACUGCUCUCCCUGUCCAUGGUGUGGGCCAAUCACGUUUUCCUGGGCUGCAGCUACCCACAGGCCGUAAUGGACAAGAUCAAGGAGAUGGGUGAGGGGGUAGUUGUCGAAGAUGCACCGGUUCACAGAACCACGAUAGGCGGACUGGCCAAAGCAAAGCGGAGUGCCACAGCUGAGAGCGAUGCUGACAGCUGUGCGAAAAGAGCCAAAUGUGGGCCUAAUGAGCUCGACGGUCGACCUGCUGGGAGGACGGCUGCGUGGCCCGGGGGUCAGAAAUCAGGACCUCCUCCACAGGCUCCAGCAGAGCACCAGCCCUUCUUCAACCGCCUCUACAAGGCGGUGGCUUGGAAGCUGGUGUCGGCGGGGGGCUUCGGUCCCAACCUGGACCAUUUUGAAAUACUUCGUAGCUGCGUGGAGUCGUGUAAAGAGACCCUGGCCUGUGUGUUCGUGCCACUGAAGGACAUUGCAGGCCUCCCCGCAGGACGCACACAGAAGGAAGGCCACGUGUGUGAGAUCCGCUGUCAGAGCGUAUACAUGGGGACAGGCUACGGCCGCGACGAGGGCGCCGCCAAAGCCAUGGCUUCCAAAGAGGCCCUAAAAGUCUUUCAGGGGCGAAAAGUGACAGUAAAGAUCUGCAGACGGAGGUUCAAAGGGAGAGACGUGGAGGAUUUGGUGUUGUUGGACGAACAGCCUCGGAGUCAGGGCUUCCCUCCUGCGCUCAGCUACCCAUUUCAGGAUGAGCAGCUGGAAGAUGGUUCUUCAUAGAGCCGGCGGUUUGUGACACCCCCCCCAAUGGACAAGUGACAUUUACUUGAUAGAGCUACUGAAGACAUUCACGACCACGUCGGGCCAAACUGUUAUUCAGUUGAACAUCAUAACUAGACUUUGGAAUCAUUGAGUAACUUUAACUAUAUCACGAUACGAUUCCCACAAUGCUUUGGUGUCAUAAAACAGGGUGACUCAUUGUUAGACAGACAGAUAUCUGGGAUUCAUCACAGAGACAACAACAAUUCAUCUUAUGCUGUAUUGACUCCAUUUUCAACUGCUUUCAGUUUUACAGAGUUUUAUAGACAGCCGGUGUAACGAGGUGUGUGGAGUCGGAGCAUGUGCCAUCAUUUAAAAAUCAAACAGUCAUAAACUCCAACAAGGCGAAACAGUUAAAAUUCCACUUUUACUAUUAAUGUGAUUAUUCGUCCCAGCAAAAUGAAAAAACUGUGUUAACCUCAUAACUCAUAUUAGGAGUAGUUUGUAUAUAUUUUCCCUUUUUGUUCAUUCCUGAUUCUGGUGAUUCCCCUCGUGCACUCACGCCUACAGUUUGCUUUAUUUUGUCCAAACCAUAGUUGAUAACCUUACUUUGGGUUAUUGGUUUGUUUAGAUUCACACUGCUCAUCACAGUGGGAACAAAAGUCACAUGAACAAACCAGUAACAUGUUACUUUUUGAUUUCCUGUCACUCAGCAGGGUGCAAUCACAACUAAUACAGUCACUGUAACAAGGUCUGAAUAAGACGUAUAAAUCCAGACUUUAUUUUGAUAUUUCAGUUUUUUUUCAACCACAAGUGACUUUCGGAUGUCAGAUAUCAACAUUUGUGUUUCUACUUGUACCCGUUAAUAUUUGCAUUUUAUGAUCCGCUCUUCAGUUGUCCUAGAACAGGACUGGACCUCGCUGAAGAUGUUUGGCAGCACCGAUGUUUAAUUCUCAUUUUUCUUACUUAUCCAGAAAAAUGUAACUUGACUAGUAAAUGUUCUAAAGUUCACAUAAACGGCUCCGAACAUUGUUCGUAUGAUGAUGGGGAUCUAAGGUGUUUAACAAGAGCUUCUUAAAACUGGAAAGAGUUCAGCUGUAAUCUGCUAAACAAUGACUACACACUGAGUUUCAAAUUAAAGUAAUGCUGCAGAGAAUUGACUGAGUUGUGGAGGUUGAUGUGUACUUUACAAUUUUUGACUUUCGUGUUCUUCUCAAACACUUGGCCAACUACCGUACCAGUACUGUACACAGAAAGGCUACUGCUUUUAUUUUAUUUCAUUAUUUAAUCUCACUGAAUAAAUAACAACCACUGAGACCCACACUAUGUUGAAAGUGUUGGGGUGUCAUAAUUAAUAAAAUUCCUUUGAACACAGUUUGAUACGGUGUGUACAGUUGUGAUGUGUGUGGGGGUAAAGUGCUGCUGUGAUGUGUGAUUUCUGUUUCUUUUUUCCAGUCUGGGUUGAGGGUGAACAGGGUUGCAUUGAAGUGUGAGUAUCCACACUGUUCCGUGUUACUGUACGUUUACACCAGUGGUCCUGUUUCUAUAUAUUUUUAAAAUAAACAUAAUUUAACCGAGUAAA
Messenger RNA from Dicentrarchus labrax (European seabass), 2910 nucleotides. RefSeq names its product CDKN2A interacting protein (gene cdkn2aip). The record is from RefSeq and is a predicted model, not a curated record. The transcript has 4 exons. Gene Ontology annotation, cellular component: nucleolus; nucleoplasm. NCBI's taxonomy places the organism in Eukaryota, Metazoa, Chordata, Actinopteri, Moronidae. Bases 390 to 1349 code for a protein of 319 amino acids.